AUGAAGUUCUUCCAGAACGCACGCUUGGUGCGGCUCAAGAGCCACCUCGGCACGUACCUCUGCGCCGCCGACGACGCGGUGGCCGUCUCCCACGGCUACCGCCGCAACUCACGCGGCACGGUCUGGACCGUGGAGCUCGCCGGCGACGAGUACGUCCGCCUCCAGUGCCAGCGGGGGCUCUACCUCGGCGCCGCCGACGCCGCCGCGGCGCUCGACCCCGCCACGCCCAGCUGCAGGGUCGUGCAGGGCCUGCCGUCCACGCCCAACGACAGCGCCUUCCUCUGGACGCCGCGCCGGGAUGAGGGGGAUCGCGGCGCCGGGUGCCUCACGCUUUCCGGGCCACUCGGCCGCCUCCUCCGCGCCAGCUUCGGGGAGACGCCGCGGGACAACACCGUCACCCUCGACUUCGAGGUCGGACCGGAGGAGAGCACGUGGGUGGUCGAGGUCGUCCCGGCGGAGCAGGCGGCGCCGCCGUCGCCCUGCCGCGCCCAGUCCUGCGACGCUCGGCUAGAGGCGGCCGCCGCGACGUUGGACACCGCGUCCAGCGCCUUCGUCAGAUUAUACUCCGCCAAGCUAGUUCGUCCAAUUAGUUUCUUGGAGUAA
Molecule: messenger RNA, 603 nt
Organism: Panicum virgatum (switchgrass)
Lineage: Eukaryota; Viridiplantae; Streptophyta; Magnoliopsida; Poales; Poaceae
Exons: 2
Coding region: 1-603 (200 amino acids)
Source: RefSeq, a predicted model, not a curated record